Messenger RNA from Aspergillus steynii IBT 23096, 1555 nucleotides. RefSeq names its product acetylornithine deacetylase. The record is from RefSeq and is a predicted model, not a curated record. Bases 193 to 1488 code for a protein of 431 amino acids. Gene Ontology annotation, molecular function: hydrolase activity. The transcript has 2 exons. NCBI's taxonomy places the organism in Eukaryota, Fungi, Ascomycota, Eurotiomycetes, Eurotiales, Aspergillaceae.
CGGUGUUGGAAAGUACACCCGCAGCGCGACACUAGACCAUGCCAUGGGGCAGCGAUCGGCGAUGCUCUGAACCCCAGCAUUUAUCCACGGCCUCCGAAUAGUUCGACCUCGCCAUACCACAAUCCGGAAUCAUUUCUGACUUACCCUCCUCCUAGUCAACCCCCCCGCUUCGCUCAAAGAAAGCUUAUCAACAUGCCCAAAAUCUCGUCCGAGUUGGCCGCAUCUAUAGCCGAGUCCGUUGCCCGAGGAUUCGAUGAUCAGAUUGCCUACACUCAACGCCUGAUUAGAGUCGGAGGCCAGCGGGGCCUAGAAUUUGAGGUCCAGGGCCUAGUCUACGAUGAAUUCUGGCAGCGUGGAUACAACCCGGUGAAACUCGACAUGAAUGAGGACCUUAUUUCCCAGCACGAAGGAGCAGGCCGUUUCAGUGCUGAGCACUCCAAGACACCAGUCGUCGUGGGAGUCCAUCAGCCCAAGGUUCAAGCCACUGACGGCAAGAGCCUGAUACUCAACGCGCAUAUCGACAUAGUUCCCACCGGGCCAGUCGAUCUGUGGACCCGAGACCCGUACAGUGGUGCCAUCGACGGCGACAAGCUAUAUGGUCGCGGGGGUGCCGACAUGAGAGCUGGCAGUGCAGCAAACCUCUUUGCACUAGACGCGCUGCGCCGGUUGGGAUUACAGCCGGCUUCCAAGGUGGUUCUCGAAUCUGUAGUUGAGGAGGAGUCAACAGGGAAUGGCACGUUAUUAACGCACUUGAGUGGAUAUCGGGCAGAUGCUGUGAUAAUUCCGGAGCCCAUGGAUGAGAAACUGGUGCGGGCAAAUACCGGUGUCUUGUGGUUCCAAGUCGAGGUCAAGGGACUUCCGGUUCACGUCAGAGAUAUGUCCACGGGGACUAAUGCGAUCGAUGCAUGUUGGGAGGUCAUUACGGGGCUGAGAAAGCUGGAACAAGAGUGGAAUUCCAAGAAAGUGGGAAGGUUACAUUUUGAGAGCGAGCCACAUCCUCUGAAUUUGAACGUCGCAAAGAUUAAUGCCGGCGACUGGGCCUCGUCCGUGCCCGCGUGGUGUCGUGUUGACUGCCGCAUUGCCACAUUCCCCGGUUUCAGCGCGAAAUCGGCAGCGGAGGAGAUCGAGGCCAGAGUGAAGGAAGUAGCGCAAAAGAACUCUUUUCUCAGACAAAAUCCUCCGACGGUGACGUGGAACGGAUUCUUCUCGGAGGGAUAUAUUCUUGAGCCCAACAGCGAGGCGGAACAAACACUUCAACGGGCACAUCAGCAGGCCACAGGGGGUGAAUUGAAGUCUUUUACCACUGCGGCGUACCUCGAUACCCGAGUUCACUCCCUCUACGACAAGAUCCCGGCGCUAUGUUAUGGUCCAGUUAGUGGGAAUAUCCAUGGAUUUGACGAGUGGGUCAGCAUCAGCAGCCUGAAGCGGAUCACGACUGCCAUUGCCUUGUACGUGGCCGAGUGGUGUGGCGUCGAGUCGGUUGAAUGAGCAGUUUCUAGGAUUCCUAGUGUAUAUAAAUGGUUGGUAGAGAAUAUCUGUGGUUGAACCAGAAGAC